Molecule: messenger RNA, 1976 nt
Organism: Heteronotia binoei (common prickly gecko)
Lineage: Eukaryota; Metazoa; Chordata; Lepidosauria; Squamata; Gekkonidae
Gene: ARL10
Product: ADP ribosylation factor like GTPase 10
Exons: 4
Coding region: 127-987 (286 amino acids)
Molecular function (GO): GTPase activity; GTP binding
Source: RefSeq, a predicted model, not a curated record
UGUCCCUCCAGUUUCCCGCUGUUGCCUCCGGCAAGGAAAUUCUCCGGCUGAUUUAGGUUACCGGCAAACGGGUUGGGCGUGUUUGUUGACCAGGGUGGAUUAUUGCACUUGUUCCUGGGCGGGCCGAUGCGACCGAGGAGAGGCAGGUCGCCAAUGCGAAGGAAGGAAGAACCAGCCUCAAGCGGCUGUAAAGCGGCGAAACCUCUUUGCGCGUCCGGAUUAGGGUGCUUCUGCCGUGUGUUCUGGGGUCGUUUUAGGCUGGUUCCUUCUUCCAUGGCCCCUACUGGCGCCCUCAGGCACCUCAGCUUGGCUCUGGGCGCAGCGGUGGCCGCCUUGGGAUCACUCCUUUUCAUAGCUUUGAAGCUGUACUUUCGGGACGUCAACGACAGCUGCGUUGGCUGGAGAGGACGCUGGGAGCGGCAGCUGGCUGUGGAGCUAGGACGCAAAACCUCAAAUGGGGACAAGGCACAUUCAUGUGAAUAUCAGGUUUUGGUUCUAGGCCUGGAUGGUGCUGGAAAGAGCAGCGUUCUCCACUAUGUUUCCAGUAUAGAAGCCAAACGGUGCACAUCCCCCACUGAGGGCUUCAAUUCUGUGCAAUUUCAGGAUAGUGGACUCCAGGUGGACCUUCUAGAAGUUGGUGGUAGCCAGAACCUACGUUCCUACUGGAAUCAGUUCCUGAGCAAAGCCCACAUUUUGGUGUUUGUUGUAGAUGCUGCAGAUGGUCCACGCCUUCCUUCUGCUCAGCAGGAGCUGCACUAUCUUCUAGCUGAGGAUGCUCAGUUGCCUUUAAUCGUGCUGGCCAACAAACAGGACAAGAAGGAUGCACUGAGUGUAGCAGAAUUACACAAGGAGUUGGCCUUGCACACCUUGAAUAACCAGAGGGAAUUCUUUCUGCUGCCGACAAGUGCUACUUAUGCAGGCCUGGGCACGGCAAACAGUGUUCUCCACCUGAAGAAUCUGCUCAUCAGAAUCCUUGCACAGAUCUGAAAAUUUUUGGACCUCACCAGGUGGACAUCCAGGACUCUACUUCUUGUAGCAGCUACUUAAGAUAUUUUAUCUGUACAGCUGAGGAGUAGAUAGGUCAAGUCCUCAACAGAUGCUUCUUUUAGGUAUUCCUAAAGUUUUAUUUAUCUUAGCUGCUCCUUCUCCGGGACACAAGAUGUCCUUAAUUGACUGGUAUUUCUUGCCAGGUUAAGCUUCUUAGAGUAACUUGGCUUGUGUCCAAAUUGGCCUGUUGAAGCCUUUUUAUAGCUAGUGUUAUUCCUGAUACUGGCUUCAAAUUGGUUCCCCAAGAGUUAACAUCUACACCUCAGUGCAAGUUUGCUCGCCUCCCCACUGUUUUUGAAGUCUGAAUCAACAUGCAGAAUUUGCAUGAAGGGCUGGCUGCUCAAGGAGUAAUGGGAAAAUUGAACUGCCUAGUAUGGAAUGCAGGUAGAGAGUGCACUGAUACAGUCUCUCUUCCGUAUUUGGUGCUGUCUGAUCUCAGUUACCCAACUCAGGAAUAAAGUUGUUCCUAUAGCAUUCAUGCAUGUUUUGAUCUGGAACACUGCACAGUCUGACUGUGCUACCAGGCAACUACCCCAUUCAGGUUGAAAGCAUGAACCUGCAUGAUUUCCUAAACCUCGGCUAGCAAAGAAGCUGGUGCUGGUUCAGUGGACCAUCUUGCCCCUGGAGAUAGUUCUAUAUGUUCAGCCAGUCACCUAUACUUGGAGCUUGUCUCUGUUGACAUGAAACUGUUACCUUUAAGCAGUACUUUUGCGGCCUUCCUAUUUUUUUUGUCUCCUGUCAGGAACCUCCCAGCCCAGUCCCCAUUGUUUCUUGACCCCAGACUAUAGGAAGUUUUUUUGUGUAUGUGCUGGUGGAUCACAGCCCUACAUAACUCUAGGUUCCUCUAUACUAAAUGAAAAGGACAAAGGCAGACCAAUUGUUUACAUUUUCCCUCCUUCUACACUAAUAAACCUUGAAAUAUUACCUCA